ACUAAUUAUUGACUGAUAACCUAGCCAUGUGCUUUCAUUCUUAGCUUUCUCUGCAAAAUGAAUAUACAAUCUCUGAGUGCGUGCAUUUACUCGAUGUGUAGGUGUACAGACACAACGCAUUGGCGACGACUGCGAAUCUGAAUGUCGACGGGUUCAGUUACGGGACGACAGAAUUCGGGGGAAAGAGUGUAUCAGAACGAACACGUGAGUAACAGUGCCCGUUGCACAGUGAGAGACGCACAACUAGUGAAAAUAACGUGACGAUGGCUUCAGUCGGGAAAGUUGACAAAUUUGAUAGUGCUAUUGAAGACUGGGAAUCGUAUAUCGAGAGGGCUGUACUGUAUUGUAAUACUAACGAGGUGGAUGAUUAAAACAAAGUCUCCACGCUUCUUAGCUUAAUGGGUACUAAAACGUAGUCUGUUACUCAACUUAGUAAAAGCAAGCAAGCAAGACAUUCAACAAAAUUGUUGAAAUUCUACGAACUCAUUCCCAUAACUGCUAGUAAUAGCGGAGAGAUUUAGAUUUCACAAAAGGACCAAAAGGUGAAAGCAUUUCUGAAUACAUUGCAGAUCUGCACAAACUUUCCUAAUACUGUGACUUUGGAGAUGGACUUUCUGAUGUACAAAGGAACAGGCUUGUAUGUGGCUUGCAUAGUCAAAGCACUCAAAAGAGGCUAUUACCCAAAAGAGACCGAAGCUUAGAAUGGACAUUGACCUCAAUGGAGACAGCAGCAUAGGGUGUCUCAGAAAAGAGAAAAAGAGUUUAGAAUGUGAAACACACAAAAUGUCCCUGAAUGGUUCAAAAAGUCAAAAAUGCUGUUGUUGUGGCAAAUCUUCCCAUGAUACAAAUGUUCAUAGAAAAAGUUUACAGUAUCGUAGACAAAACCACAUAGAGAGAGUGUGCAAGUCUGACAAAAAGCACAACCAAAGAGAAAAUCCACACUGAAAAGUUUCAAACACAAAACUGAACAAAUACAUAAAGUGACUGAAUGUGAAACUGAAUCAGACAACACAGAGUCUGACAAAAGUGAGCUGUCAAUGCCAAGAACUGCUUGGUAUAACUGAAGAAGAUCACAAAAUCAUAUAGAUCACAACAAAUGUGUCUGGUGUAAAACUGAAAAUGGAGUUGGAUACAUGGUCAGCUUUGUCUGUAAUUUCUGAGGCUGACUACAACAGAUUGUUUUCUAAGCUACCAUUAGAAAAGACCUACACAGGCAAAAAAGUUUCUCCCACAGGCAAACUGAAACUGAACAUGACGUAGGGAAGCAAAAUACAGCAGUUAGAGCUUUAUGUAUUGGAAAGUGGAGGGCCAGCACUUUUCUGAUGUGACUGGUUGAGAAAAAUCCAACUAGACUGGCACUCAAUCAAAGCUCUCAGUGUGGCAUCAGCAGGCAACUACAGCCCAAAUAGUAGCACUAACCAGAGACUGUCACAACUGCCUAAUGCUAAUGAGAAGGUGUUUGAGAAGGAGAUUGGUAAACUCACGAAAUGAAGGCCAGAAUUGGCAGCACCAAGGUUCCAAAAAGUGAGUCCAGUGCCAUAUGCAUCAUGUCCUAAAGUGGCUACUGAACUGAAGAGCUUGGAGGCAUCUGGAAUUCUCUCCAAGGCUGAGUGGAGUGAUUGGGCCAUGCUCAAUGUCCCGGUGAUCAAGUAAGGGGAGGCCGGAGCUGUUUGCAUAUGCAGGGACUUCAAAGUGAACAUCAGCCCAGCGCUGUGUGCCGUGAAGUAUCUUCCGCUGGAAAUAGAAGACGCUUUUGCAUCUUAGGCAGGUGGGGAGAGGUUUUCAAAGAUUGACUUGUCACAAGCAUAUCUGCAACUGGAGAUUGAGGAGUUAAGCAGGAAGUUCCUCACAAUCAACACUCACAAGGGACUGUCCCAGUAUAAUCAUCUCAUCUUUGGCAUCGCAUCAGCUCUAGCAGUUUGGCAGAGAAUGGACCAAGUGCUCCAAGAUAUCCCAGGAACACAAUGUUACCUUGAUGACAUCAUCGUGACUGGUAAGAAUGAUGAAAAGCACCUCCAAAACCUUGGUAAAGUGCUUACCAGGCUGAGUGAAUAUGGUCUGCGUGCAAAGAGAGACAAGUGUGAGUUUUUCAAGGAUGAGAUCUCAUUGUGGACAUGUCAUUGACAAGUGUGGCUGACAAAGGUCAUGAGAAGAUUGAAGCAGUGCUGCAGGCACCCAAACUGGAAAAUGUUUCACAUCUGAGCUCAUUCUUGGGCCUUGUAAACUACCACCACCGGUUUCUACCAAACAUUGCUACAGUGCUGACCCAUUGAACAGACCGUUGCAGACAGGAGCAAAGUGGGAAUGGUCAGAAAGAUGUGAAAGAGCGUUUAAGGAAACAAAGAAACAUCAGAUGAACUGCUCAGCCAUUAUGACCCAUCCCUGCCCAUCAAACUGGGUGCGAUGUGUCCCCUUAUGGCAUUAGAGCAGCUUUGUCAUGCUAUGAAAGAUAGAUCUGAAUGUCCAGUGGCACUUGCUUCAAGAUCACCGAUGAGCGCAGAACACAACUAUACACAGAUCAAUCGAGAGGCUCUUAGUGCAAUACAGGAAGUAAAGGAAGUUCCAUCAUGACCUCGACUAGUCACAGACCACCAGCCCCUUGCAUCCAUUUUCAAUCCCAGUGAUGACUGCCACCCAGUUAUACUUUUCCAAGGAACCCACUUUCAAGACAUAGAGUUCAACACUGACGGCUCGUCACAUCUUCUGCUGUCGACAACUGGAGCAGGAAAGUAUUCACUCUGUGACCCAGCAAAAGUGAACCACUUGCUAGUAACAAAUUAUGAAAUGCAAAGGAAAUGAGGAACAACCUGACUUCUCAUGGUAACCCUGUGUUUCCAGAGUUCUCAGGGAGACGAGACCAGCUGUGUACGUCUAAGAAUGCUGAUGUGUGGAUCUUGUGUUGUGGUUCCCUCUAAACAGCACACCAGGGUGUUAGAGAAUUGGCGUGAAGGACACCUACGCACAGUGUCAAGCUGAAGCGUCUCACCUGUAGCUACAUGUGGUGGCCAUGAAUAGAUAAAUUGAAUGCUUCCCCAAAAGCUGUUCGGUAUGGACCUUAGCGCCUUUAUACCUGUAGGGGUGGUCAUAGUCACCAUGGCAAAGAGUACAUAUUGACUUUGCAUGGCCAUUCAUGGACUCCAUGUUUCUGAAUGCUGUGGAUGCUCAUUCGAAGUGGCCAGAGGAAAGACUGUCUCCACCCUGAGGUCUAUCUUCUCAAGAAAUAGCUUACCCAAACUGUGAGUGACAACAGAUCAUAAUACAUGUCAGAAGAGUUCAGACUAUUCAUGAAGAAAAAUGGCAAAAAAAAAAUUCAAGUCAGUUCCUCAGCACCCGGCAAUGGAUGGGUCAGAUGAAAGGUUUGUCCAAACCUUCAAAAAGUCUUUUAAAGUGAUGAACAAGGUGGACAACUUUCUUUUUGUGUAUCGGAACUCUGUUCAUGCAAUGACAAAUCAAACACCUGCAAUGCUGUUCAUGAGCAGGAAUCUGAGAUCUGGCAUUGACCUCCUGAAACCAGAGCUACGGAAGGAAGUGCAGAAUAAAAAGUUCAGUCAGGUCCCGGGUAAAACGGCAAGGAGCUUUGAGGUUGGACAGGAAGUCCUCACGUGUGAACACCGAGAAGACAAGUGGACACCUGGUAGGAUAGCUACAAGAACUGGACCACUGUUGGAUGUUGGAGAUCAAACAUGGAGAUGUCAUGUGAACCAGAUACUGGAUGCUCAGCCGACGAACACAUUUGGGCCGUCUAUGUCCAAUGAGACGGACACAUUGCAUCCACCGGACUUGCCUCUCUGUGUUGAUCGUGUCACUGACAGCAACGUGACACUUACAAUGGAGAAAGUUGUCUUUGAUAAGACAUCUGUCAAACCUGAUGCCACUCUACAGGUCCAGAGAUGCUAUCCUGAAGAAAACAGCACCACCCAAAAUACUGUGAAGUGAGAUAUGGGUUGUUAUCUUUAAAAAAAUCCAGCGAACACUGUUAUUGUGGAAGCAUGUUUAUUUGAGCGUGCUCUGUUAAAGGGAAAUUGAAUGCUUUGUUACAUAUACAGUUUUAUGGUACAUUUAAUCUAAAGGGGAAGGAAGUGUAGUGUACAGAUCUAUUUCUUUUAGCACUGAUUAUUGACUGAUAACUUACCCACGGGCAUUGAUUCGUAGCUCUCUCUGCAGAUAUUCUAAUCCACCCCUUAUUUCGUCAUCUAUGUCCACAGGCAGGCCAAUUUUGAGUUCACACAGCCAAGUUUCCUUGGAUCUCGUACUUCAAUUAAAAACUUGCUUUGCAGGAAUGCAGCAUGAGGAAGACAAGCUUAAAUAUAAUUUUUUUUAACUAUAUACAAAAUUAUACAUAAUUGUUCCACACAACUGGAACAAAAAGAAGUCUGUUAUUGUGCCAAGUGGUCAUAAUGUGGCUAGACUAAGGUAGCAAUAAGGGUUUUACAGGUUGGCUUAAGAACCGAAUGGUUAAAGAGAAGCAGCUGUUCUUGAAUCAGAGAUUAAAAGAUGAAUAAAAAUUAGCUUUAUUGUCAUAUAUACAUUAAAUCAUUGAAACAUCAUUGAUGCAGCUCUAUAAAACUCUGGUUAGGCCACACUUGGAGUACUGUGUCCAGUUCUGGUCGCCUCACUAUAGGAAGGAUGUGGAAGCAUUGGAAAGGGUACAGAGGAGAUUUACCCGGAUGCUGCCUGGUUUAGAGAGUAUGCAUUAUGAUCAGAGAUUAAGGGAGCUAGGGCUUUACUCUCUGGAGAGAAGGAGGUUGAGGAGACACGAUAGAGGUAUACAAGAUAUUAAAAGGAAUAGAUAGAGUGGACAGCCAGUGCCUCUUCCCCAGGGCACCACUGCUCAGUACAAGAGGACAUGGCUUUAAGGUAAGGGGAGGAAAGUUCAAGGGGGAUAUUAGAGGAAGGUUUUCUACUCAGAGAGUGGUUGGUGCGUGGAAUGCACUGCCUGAGUCAGUGGUGGAGGCAGAUACACUAGUGAAGUUUAAGAGACUACUAGACAGGUAUAUGGAGGAAUUUAAGGUGGGGGGGGGGAUAUAUAGGGUCAGCACAACAUUGUGGGCUGAAGGGCCUGUAAUGUGCUGUAUUGUUCUAUGUACUACAGUGAAACAUGUUGUUUGCGUCAACACCCAGCAAGCUCACAACUGACUAACACCGACCCUAAUCUUUGGAAUUUGGGAGGAAACCGGAGCACCUGGAGGAAACCUAGGCAAUCACAGGAAGAAAAUACAAACUCCUUACGGACAGCGCACCUGUGUCAGACAUGGAGGGAAGGGAGCAGUGCGGCCACAGUGGAGAAAGCAGUCGGGCCAAGACCGUGGCCAGUUCACACGAUGGCUCCUCUCGAGUCAUCAAUGUCGUCUUCCUAAUGCUCCUCAUCGACCUGCUUGGGUUCACUCUCAUCCUACCACUUCUCCCCUCCAUUUUGGAUUACUAUGGAAAAACUGACCAAGACGACUCUUAUCGAGUGCUGCAACGUUCAGUGGAUUGGUUUGCAGAUGUAAUUGGGGUUCCCAGUGUAAGAAAAUAUAACACUGUCCUCUUUGGGGGACUCAUUGGAUCCAUCUUCUCAGUGCUACAGUUCCUCGUGUCUCCCGUAACUGGCGCUGCCUCUGACUACUUUGGCCGCAGGAUACUGAUGAUGGUGACCAUGGCUGGGCUCCUAGUUUCAUAUGCACUCUGGGCUCUCUCAAGGAACUUUGGGAUCUUCCUCCUGUCCCGAGUAGUGGGUGGAAUCAGCAAAGGGAAUGUCAGCUUGUCCACGGCAAUCAUUGCUGACCUUCCGUCUCCCCAGGCACGCAGCAAAGGCAUGGCAAUGGUUGGCGUGGCUUUCUCUCUGGGCUUCACCAUUGGACCCAUGAUCGGAGCCUUCCUCGGGAUGCGGGCUGGCAAAGACGAAGCCUUCUACCUCCAACCCGCGCUGCUGGCCAUGGCCCUCGUGGUGUCGGACCUGCUCUUUGUCUUCUUCUUCCUCCCAGAGACCCUCCCGAGAGAGAAGCGGAUCUCCUCAGUCUCCUCCAUCUUCCAGAAUGCCGUGAACCUACUCAGCCCCGUGGCACUGUUCCAAUUUUCCGCCAUCCAACAAAGGAAGGACUCUCCCUCUCCAGAAGGUAUGAAGGCUCUGAAAGUCCUGGGGCUGGUGUACUUCCUGUACCUCUUCCUGUUCUCUGGACUGGAGUACACCCUCAGCUUCCUCACUCAUCAACGCUUCCACUUCGACAGCAUGCAACAAGGGAAAAUGUUCUUCUUUGUGGGAAUUACGAUGGCAAUAGUCCAGGGAGGAUAUGCUCGGAGGAUUAAACCUGGAAACGAGGUCAAAGCGGUGAAGAGGGCGAUAUCUCUUCUGAUCCCGGGUUUCCUCAUCAUCGGCUGGACCAGUUCAGUGAUGCUCCUGUAUAUUGGGCUCCUCUUUUACUCGUGCGCUGCUGCUGUUGUCAUUCCCUGCCUAUCUGCCGUGGUAGCCGGAUAUGGUGCAGCCAAUCAAAAAGGAACAGUAAUGGGAAUACUUCGUAGUCUGGGGGCUCUAGCCCGAGCCUUGGGACCAACCUUAGCAGCUACAGUCUACUGGCUGGGAGGCGCUGAGCUGUGUUUCACCAUGGCAGCCGCUGGCUUCCUCCUCCCUCUCGCACUUAUUUCAGUUCCCAAAGCAAAGAAAAGAGAGUGAUGAGAACCAGAGGAUGGAUACUUUGACCUAUGUAAACGUCAAGAGGACAGUACAGAUUCCCUUUAAGCAACCGCGGGCUGUGUUUAAAGCAAAUUCUGGUGGUUGAUCUUCAACAUCUCCAGCUGAGAAUAUCACAGCAUAUGAAGAUCAGGAAACUGCCUCCAGUAGAAAUGUGGUGUUUAUUAGAUGAAGUACCGAGAACUUCAGGAAAGUAACUUGUUAUGGGGCUCUUUCUUUCUCCUUCCUAUUGAUGCUGUGUGUGUAUGUAUUUAUGGAUGUGGUCUGCGUGUACGUGUAUGGUCUGGUUGUGCAUGGGUGGGUGGUCUACAUCCCCUCCUUGGGUGGAAAAGUGCCACAGUGGAAACUUGCAUUAUCCCAUCUGGAAGUUAACUGUUGGAUUUGGGUGGUUAAUAAUCAGUGGAUCAUUAAGAGUUUCCUUACAUCUGGACCCUUUUGUUUAUCAUAUUACCCAAGUUCGGUUACUCCUGAAUUUGGUUGGAAUGAGAUAUACUCAACAUCCAGCUACUGAUAUAAUGUCCCAGGAGGGUAAAGUAAUGGUCACAAGCAAAACUGUUCCAAUUUGGAAUUAGAAAAUUAAACAUUUGCAGGAUUUUUCUCUUAUUUACCACUUUUUAGAACAUGAGUUUCAGCCUAACACUAGAGACAAGUUCAAAUCUCCAGUGAUAGGUACAGAAAUUGCCUUCAGGAACACUAGUAAUGACAACUCUCCAACAACUAGAUUGUCAUAAAGUCUACAGGGAAAGAAAUCUGCUCUUAAUCUGAGACCAGAUCUUUAAAUUCUGUUCAAAGUUGAUUCUGGAUGAAUCCUAAAUGCUAACCUUGACAGCAAAGCCAGGUGUCACCUUCCCCCACUACCCGUAAUCACCACCAACUUCCAUCACUGAGUGGUAAGCUGUGCCUUCAGAUGUCUGUGUGCUUGAACUCUUUUUGCCUUCAUUAUCAAUCUCUGGCCAGUACUUUAUUCACACCUCUUUUGACCCAAUUUUAUAUCUGUGGAAAUACCUUGAAAGUUGCUCCGACAAUGCAAAUGACUGCUUUCCAGGUGUGUGUGCGCGAUGAAAUCAAUACCAUUUUUUAAAAAAAGCGAGAGAUUUCACACAUGCAAUAAAUCUGCUGAAUCUCAGAGCACAGGUUCUCUGAGGCUUGAGAAUCCGCAACUUAUGUACAGCCGGCACACACAAACAAGGGUCUGGGAAACCGGCAGGAUGGAUUUAACAAACACUUGCGUCUCUUGCCAUGUGGUUCUGACUUGUGAGGUGCUCAGGUUACAAACAGCUCAUAGGUGUGCAACUUUGCCUUAACCUGGCAAGGCCCUGUCCAGCAGUUUUUUUUGGAGAAAGCCCUGGAGCCAAAAGAAGGUAGUUUUCUGGUGAAAAUGUCACUUGUCUUUGGUCAUUUUACUUUAACCCAGUGGGACCUCCUAUUAACACGUUCAUAGUUGAUGAAAUGUUUACUUAAAAUGUUCACACAUUAGGAUACUCUUUAAUAGUGUCUUUGUUCUAUCCUGAAAUCAAAUGUAUUUUGUACAGAAUUUCAAAUAAACUUCAAAUAUACUUUAUGGACAAGACAAUUACUUUUAGGAACUAUCCUACUUCAGCCAUACAAAUUUUGGUCCUUCCUGCUCACUAAUCACAGCUGAAAAGGGUCCUGCUGUAGGGUCUUGGCCUGAAACUUUAUUCCUCUCCAAAAAUACUGUUGGACCUGCCGAGUUUCUCUAGCGCUUUUCGUGUGAUACCUUCAG
Messenger RNA from Hypanus sabinus (Atlantic stingray), 8414 nucleotides. RefSeq names its product major facilitator superfamily domain containing 10 (gene slc75a1). Gene Ontology annotation, cellular component: brush border membrane. The coding region runs from base 5252 to 6652 and encodes 466 amino acids. The record is from RefSeq and is a predicted model, not a curated record. Gene Ontology annotation, molecular function: transmembrane transporter activity. The transcript is spliced from 13 exons. Lineage: Eukaryota; Metazoa; Chordata; Chondrichthyes; Myliobatiformes; Dasyatidae. Gene Ontology annotation, biological process: transmembrane transport.